Entrophospora candida is the source of this 577-nucleotide messenger RNA. NCBI's taxonomy places the organism in Eukaryota, Fungi, Glomeromycota, Glomeromycetes, Entrophosporales, Entrophosporaceae. The record is from the annotation of a GenBank genome assembly.
AUGAAAUCAAAAAAACAACAAAGUCCUGAUAAUUUAAAUUCAUCUGAUGAUGAAAAUUUACCAUCUUGGAUUGAGAAAUUUAAACUUCAAUAUGGAUUGGUUGUUGAUGAAAAGGGAGUAAAAAAAGGAAAUAUCCAACCUAUCCAACUUUUUAGUUUUUCAACAAAUCUAAAAGUUAAUAAAAUUAAUCCAACUGAUUCUAUAAAAACCAGCUUGACAAUCACAAGUUCAUUAUUACAUUCUUAUUUUUUAAAAAGUGAUAUUAAAGUUAUUGAUGAUGAAAUGAUAAAGUUCUUUAGCCAAGAAGUUCCUUUUAUUAAUUUGAAAGUAAAAGAUUCGUGGAAUUUAGAAUCUGAACAAAAUGUAAAGAAUUCAUGCAAUUUAGAAUCUAAACAAAAAGUAGAGGAUCCAUUGAAUUUAGAAUUUAAACAAACAAUCCAUUGUGAGAUCAGUAGUCAACAAAUUGAGUUGACUUUUGAAAAUUUUGUACCAUCAAAUGAAUUAAUUAAAGAUGUGCAUAGGGCUUUAGAUACAGAAAAUCCUUAUCAUGAACUUGAAAUUAUAUUUAAUGAAUAUG